GCCACUCACGCUGCCGGGAACUCUGUCCAAUCCUCUUAUUCGUACCAGUUUCCCUUCCCGAUUGACUUCUGGGAGUUUCGGCUAAGGCGUUGUCAUUGGUCACCAGACGGCCAGAUCUCGCCCACGCCCGACGGUAGGCUGUAAGCCCGGCCCCCCAGGCGAGUGACUGACUGUGAAGCUCGGGGCGGAAGGAAGUGGAUCCGAUCCUGUGUCGGUCAGGAACGAGGCUGCGGCGGCCAGACCGGCGCCGAGCUGUUGCCAUGGCAGCUGCCGCCGGGGGCGCGGACGAGGAGCCGCGCUCGGGCCGCUCGAGCUCGGAGGGCGAGUGUGCGGUGGCGCCGGAGCCCCUGACGGGCGGUGUAGGCCUCCUGUCCUUCGUGGGGUCUGCGCUGGGAGAUGGCCCACGUCUCGAGUUCCGGCCGGCCGGCGGGUCCCAGUCCCCGGUGCGCUACCUGCACGUCGUGUGGCAGGAGGAUGCUGAGCCGCGCGGCGAGCUGCGCUGCAAGAUGCCCGCCGGCCGGCUGCGACGAGCCGCCAGGGCCCACCGGCGCUUCGGGCCCAUGGGCAAGGAGACACACGCACUGAAGAGGCUGAGGGACUCUGCCAACGCCAAUGAUGUAGAAACAGUGCAGCAGCUGCUGGAAGAUGGCACGGACCCCUGUGCAGCCGACGACAAGGGACGCACAGCUCUCCACUUUGCCUCCUGCAAUGGCAAUGACCAGAUCGUGCAGCUGCUCCUGGACCACGGGGCCGACCCCAACCAGCGAGACGGGCUGGGGAACACUCCACUCCACCUGGCGGCCUGCACCAGCCAUGUCCCCGUCAUCACCACACUACUCCGAGGAGGGGCCCGUGUGGAUGCCCUGGACCGCGCUGGCCGCACGCCCCUGCACCUGGCCAAGUCAAAGCUAAGCAUCCUGCAGGAAGGCCACUCCCAGUGCCUGGAGGCCGUGCGGCUGGAGGUGAAGCAGAUCAUCCACAUGCUGCGGGAGUACCUGGAGCGCCUGGGGCGCCACGAGCAGCGUGAACGGCUCGAUGACCUGUGCACCCGGCUACAGAUGACCAGCACCAAGGAGCAGGUGGAUGAGGUGACUGACCUGCUAGCCAGCUUCACGUCGCUCAGUUUGCAGAUGCAGAAUAUUGAAAAGAGGUAGCAAGAGGGGACCCUGCCGCUGCCCCUCCCUGUCCCCAGUGCUCUCAUUACUAAGUGACAGCCCCGGGCCCAAGCCCAGGGAACUGCCCUUGUAGGGCCAGAACCUUUGUCCCCACAUGCUGGGGGACAGAAGCAUGAUUUCCAGGACCUCAGAACUGAGCUCACCCCAUCCCACCGCCGCACACCCCACCCCUGCUCUCCAUCCUCUCUGUGAGCUGGGACCAUUAUCCCCCACCUGCUUGUCCGGCUCCUGCAGCAUCGGACUAGUCUCUGAAGCCACACUUGGGUCCUGGGUGACUUGUGACAUGCUGUGUCCCAGUGGGCCUCACACACCUCAUAGCAUCCCAAGAGCUGUCUCUCUCUUCCUUCCCCACAAUAGAACUGUUGUAGUCCACACAACACAGGCUUAGGGUAAACCAAAGACAGCCACCAGGGCCUCCCGGUUGGCCCUAGGCCUGUCACCAACGCCAACACUGAGGCUCGUCCCCUGACCCUGUAGGAGUUUCUGUGUUUGUAAAGGGAGGGUUGGCAGUGCCCAGGCCCUGCCAAACCCAAUGCAGCCUCUUGCCCCUUUCUUCCCAGCCCCUGACCCCCAGGGACUGUGACGGUUGGCAGCCAAGGGACAGGAGGCAGAGAGUGGUCUCUGAAUGUCCAUUAGGAGUUCCAGGGUAUGUGACCCUGGCCGAAGUUGGUGGAGGGACUCUAGCUGUGGAUGUCCCUGAGGUACAGGGCCCCAGGUGUUCGGAUGGGCCGUGCAGUCACCAGGGUCCCAUGGAGGGAAGCAGGAGAUGGGUGAGGAAAGAGGAGUAGGCUGAUUAUCGGAAGCAAGAAACAGAUAUCGCUGCUGGAAGGGGCCGCGAGCCAAGGAGUGCAGGCUGCCUCCAUGAGCCAGGAGAGGCAGAGAAACAAUCGGCUCUGGCCCCACAGAUCCAGAAGAAGCUGACCCUGCUGCCAUUUGGACUACAGCCCUUUGAGAGUGCUUCCAAAAUUCUGCCCUCCAGAGCUGUAAAAAAAUAAAGCUGCGUUCGGGCA
Molecule: messenger RNA, 2185 nt
Organism: Ochotona princeps (American pika)
Lineage: Eukaryota; Metazoa; Chordata; Mammalia; Lagomorpha; Ochotonidae
Gene: ANKRD54
Product: ankyrin repeat domain 54
Exons: 8
Coding region: 261-1154 (297 amino acids)
Biological process (GO): regulation of protein kinase activity; regulation of intracellular signal transduction
Cellular component (GO): nucleus; cytoplasm
Molecular function (GO): protein kinase regulator activity; protein binding
Source: RefSeq, a predicted model, not a curated record